AUGGAACAAAUAUUUAUCGACGAUUUUAUUAAAUUACGAGAAAAAUUUUCCACCCAACUCCAAUCUCUUCUAAAUCUACAACAACAACAACGACAACAACAACAACAACAACAACAACAACAACAACAACAACAACAACAACAACAAAUUCUCUCCAACGCCACCAAAAUGAAGAAGGGUUCCAAAAGAUCAGCUGAAGAAGCUUAUAAAUUACUAUCAGCACCAGCAAAGGAACCAGUAAUUCUUUUUUUCGACACAGAAACAACUGGACUGGCAACCUCAACCACCUCCCAAAUCAUUGAAUUAUCACUGAUUAAUAUAAAAGAUGGAGACUCUUUUUACAGAAAAGUCAAUCCAACCAUACCUAUUGAAGAUGGUGCUACAAAAAAACAUGGAAUGACAAAUCAAUCACUGGCUGGCCAUCCAUAUUGGGAGGACGUUGAACCUGAAUUGAUACAAUUUUUGGACAAGUACUGUGUUGGUGACACACCUGUGGAGAUCAUCAUUGUUGCUCACAAUGAAAAAUUCGAUCGUCAUAUCCUUGCCACACGUAUCGUCAAAAAUAUGGUCACAACCCUACCAACGCUCCCUGAAAUCAAAUUUGUAGACUCUAUCAACAUAUUUAAGCAUAUGGCCAGAAAAGGUUUUAUCCAAACGCCCGCCGCAUUCGGGAUUGACGAUCUUAAUCUUUUCUUCAAACCCCCAACCAUUACCAGUGUCGGUGAUCAAAAUAGGAGACACACCAGUUGUCGCGACGUUUUAGAGAUGUUCAACCUCUUGUCUCACGUUACCAUCACAAGCAAAUUGGAUGUCCCAGUUCCCGCUGAAACCAAAUCGAUUUACGAAUUCCUCUCUAUGUACAUCCACAGUCAAAAUAUAAAACAACACUUGUUUAGUGAAACCCUCACAAAGAAACUUGGAACGGAUGCAGAUGACACGGAAGAGACAAAGACAGCCAAACAAAGUGCAAACUACCCAACGGUACAGGCCUGUACAAAAGAUGUAUUGUUGUUGGUAGCAAAGGAAUAUAUCGAUUUUGGUCUUGGAAAAAUCAUAACCAGCUCUUCAAAAGACAAAGUAGUUCUUCAAAUCAUACAAUAUAUUGAUGAUAAAGAUUCCCAAAAAGGAAAAGAACUACUUGAGAAUAAAUAA
Molecule: messenger RNA, 1152 nt
Organism: Cavenderia fasciculata
Lineage: Eukaryota; Evosea; Eumycetozoa; Acytosteliales; Cavenderiaceae
Exons: 3
Coding region: 1-1152 (383 amino acids)
Molecular function (GO): 3'-5' exonuclease activity; nucleic acid binding
Source: RefSeq, a predicted model, not a curated record